UUUGUGAGCUAUCGAUGCUGAAACAGAGUCGGAAUAAAGAGAGCAGGAAGAAAUAACAGAAAUUUUGUGAGCCGUGUUUCAGAACCCAUUUGCUAAAACGGAUUUGCAGCCGUGUCCUUUGUUUAAUUUCUUCUUGCUAAAAUUGGACAGAGAUCUGCAAUGCCGACCUUCGUUUCAGAAAUCAAAGAUCAGAGAUCAGAAUUCAGAUGAGAGAAAUAAAUCGUCAGCUAUAAAGAGAACAGAAACGACUGAGUCUGCGUGCCUCUGUGGUAAAGGAGAUUGGCAAGCCGUGUUUCAGAGCCGAGUUGCAGCCAUGUUUCAGAGCUACAAGAAAGAAGCGAUUAGGGUUUUGCUCAUCAAAUUUUAGAACCAAUUUCAGAAUCGAUUUGAUGGGAGACGAACUGAGAGAAAAAUGAGAAAGGGAGGAGAAGAGAGUAUCGAAGUUAGAACAGAGCCAGAAGAAAUUAAGAAGCGGGCGGAGGAAGAUAUAAAAGGGGUUUGAAAGGGGAGGAAUACUUGGGUUUAGACCCGGACCUGAAAAAUGAAGAUCCAACCAGGGAAACGCUCAUAGCCGUUGGAUCGUGCCGAACUACGUGUCGCAAGCCCAAGGGCCCUCCGCCGGUCUCCACAGACGAUGUUUUCCCAACCUGAAACCUUCCCUUCAAGGCUUCAACCAAACACAUUGCCUUUGCAUUGUUCUCCCACCCUCUCUCUUCUUUGCAGCGACAAAAGGGACUCCUGAGCGACCUCAAAGAGGAUUAUUGACGCUUUGCGUUUGAGAUGUAUCGAUCCGUGGUGAAGCGCUUCCUUGUCGUCCCAGCAAAUCGUUGCUUUGCACUUUCUCCUAUCAUCACCAAUUCUUCUUGUUUCUCCACUGACUCCGAUACUCAACCACACACAGACCCUAUACAUUCCUCAGAACAAACAGAAACUGUAAAUUCUGCAUCUGAAACAACAGCAGCUGCUGCAUUCAGAAAUGAAGAAGCACAUUCUGCAUCUGCAUCUGCAUCUAGAAAAGAAGAACAUUCUCAGGAGAGACAGAGCUCUAGAGGGGUGCGACAACCGAGAAUUGAGUACCAAGAGGAGCAAGCACGUGUCCUUCAGGCGGCUCUUCGUCAUGUGGUCAGAUUGGGAUGGACUGGAGCAGCCAUGAUUACAGGGGCAAGGGAGCUUGGAGUCUCCCCCGCUAUUGUUGGAUCAUUCCCCAGGAAAGAAGCUGCACUUGUAGAGUUUUUCAUGGAUGAAUGCCUACAAAGACUUAUUGAUAUAAUUGACUCGGGAGAGGAAUUGUGCAACUUGAUACCCAGUGAAUGUGUCUCAAAGCUUAUUCGGAUUCGCCUAGAAAUGCAGGCUCCGUACAUAUCAAAAUGGCCUCAAGCACUAAGCAUCCAGGCACAACCAAUGAAUAUUCCAACCAGUUUUAAGCAGCGAACAAUGCUGGUUGAUGAAAUCUUGCAUGCCACUGGUGAUCAGGCCUCUGAUAUUGACUGGUAUUUGAAGCGUACGGUCAUUGGAGGAAUAUAUUCAACGUCUGAGGUGUACAUGCUGACUGAUAACUCACCAGAUUUUCUAGACACAUGGCAUUUCUUGGACAGUCGAGUCAAAGAUGCUUUUGAUAUUGGAAAGUCUGUCCAAGAGGCAAAGUAUUUGGCAGAAACUGUUGGAGCAGGAAUGGGGAACCCAUUACAGGACAUAAUGAAGAGAGUUUUUCAGCGGUAGACAUUGAAGGGCAGGUCCAUUCAAGAUUACUUUUACAGCACUGAUCCUCAACUGAUUAUGUUGGGUUUUCAGAAGAUAAAAGCAAGAAUUAUAUUCAAUCUAGAUCUAAAUGUAUCUGCAAGAUCUAAAUUAAAAUAAAAAUCUGUAGAAUCUUAUUUCUCAUUUUUCUUUUUCUUGGGUAUGUGGUUCACAAUUGGACCUUUUAGUGGAGACUAUAAGGUCUUGAACGAGUUGAGCUUAUUGGCAAUCCAAAAUUAGAAACGAUAGAUAAAUCCUCAA
Macadamia integrifolia is the source of this 1998-nucleotide messenger RNA. RefSeq names its product ubiquinone biosynthesis protein COQ9-B, mitochondrial. Bases 781 to 1719 code for a protein of 312 amino acids. Gene Ontology annotation, cellular component: mitochondrial inner membrane. Lineage: Eukaryota; Viridiplantae; Streptophyta; Magnoliopsida; Proteales; Proteaceae. The transcript is spliced from 7 exons. Gene Ontology annotation, molecular function: lipid binding. Gene Ontology annotation, biological process: ubiquinone biosynthetic process. The record is from RefSeq and is a predicted model, not a curated record.